Vigna umbellata (rice bean) is the source of this 1042-nucleotide messenger RNA. RefSeq names its product ferritin-3, chloroplastic-like. Gene Ontology annotation, biological process: intracellular iron ion homeostasis; iron ion transport. Gene Ontology annotation, cellular component: cytoplasm. The record is from RefSeq and is a predicted model, not a curated record. Gene Ontology annotation, molecular function: ferric iron binding; ferrous iron binding. NCBI's taxonomy places the organism in Eukaryota, Viridiplantae, Streptophyta, Magnoliopsida, Fabales, Fabaceae.
UUGUGUUUCUCUCUAUCUUUUUCUGAUUUCAGAGGGUUCUUCUGAGUCUUUUGACCAUGAUAUUGGGAAGUUCUUCAUCCGUGUGUGUCUCGCUCUCUGAAAGACUGAAGCUUGGCCCUUCUCUGUCUUCCUCAGGACCCUUUUUCAAACCUGAGAAUGGUGUGAGAUUCUCCAAGAGCAAUGGGGAUUGUGGGGUUGUGGCUAAGGCUAUGAUGAACGAACCCAUUUUGAAUACAGCGUUUGAACCUUUUGAGGAAGUGAAAAAAGAGCUUCUUGUCAUCCCCACAGAGCUCCAUGCGUCACUGGCUCGCCAGAACUACACAGAUCAGUCUGAGGCUGCACUCAAUGCACAGAUCAACGUGGAAUACAAUGUCUCCUACGUGUAUCAUGCCAUGUACGCCUAUUUCGACAGAGAUAAUGUUGCUCUGAAAGGAUUGGCCAAAUUUUUUAAGGACGCAAGUAUGGAGGAAAGACAACAUGCUGAGACGAUGAUGGAAUAUCAGAACAAAAGAGGAGGUAAGGUUCAGCUGCUGUCAAUGAUAAUGCCAUUUUCAGAGUUUGAUCAUGCAGAAAAGGGUGAUGCAUUAUAUGCAAUGGAACUUGCAUUGUCUUUGGAAAGGAUGAACAAUGAGAAGCUUUUAAAUUUACACAGGUUAGCAAGUGAAAACAACGAUGCUCAAUUUGUUGACUUUCUCGAAAGCCACUUUUUGGUCGAUCAGGUGGAAGAUAUUAAGAAGAUUUCAGAAUAUGUGGCUCAGUUAAGAAGGGUGGGCAAAGGACAUGGUGUGUGGCACUUUGAUCAGAUGCUCCUAAAUGGAGGUGUAGCUGCAUGAUAGCUAUAUGCAAUGUUACUAUUUCUUGCAAUCGUCUAAGCAGAAAACAUCAUGCCCAUGAACUCAUACAUAUUUACGUCAAUCCCGUUUCGCUCUCCUUUCCCAUGCUUCUUUUUGAUGUACAUGUUUCUUUUUAAUGUUUGUUGGAAUAUUAGUCUAGUCAAAGUAGUUGGGUUGAAGUUAAUUUCGAGACAUGAGUGAACCUUGAA